Messenger RNA from Myotis lucifugus (little brown bat), 1344 nucleotides. Its product is annotated as sal-like protein 4. NCBI's taxonomy places the organism in Eukaryota, Metazoa, Chordata, Mammalia, Chiroptera, Vespertilionidae. Gene Ontology annotation, biological process: regulation of transcription by RNA polymerase II. Gene Ontology annotation, molecular function: DNA-binding transcription factor activity, RNA polymerase II-specific; RNA polymerase II cis-regulatory region sequence-specific DNA binding. Gene Ontology annotation, cellular component: nucleus. The record is from RefSeq and is a predicted model, not a curated record.
AUGCUGUUCCUCAUAUGGUCGAGGCGCAAGCAGGCGAAGCCCCAGCACAUCCACCCGGAGGAGGACCACGGCGCACAGCCGCCGCCCCAGCCGGCCCCGGGGUUCGUGGCCGCAGCGGCGCCGGUGGUGGGGGAGCCGGGUGCUUCAGUGAACUACCCGGGGACUGGUGAUGACAUGAAUGGGGACCUAGCGGCACUACAGCAGAUCCAACUCACCGAGCAGAUCCGAGUCCAGGUGAACAUGUGGACCGCCCAUGCCCUCCACUCCGGUGCAGCGGGAGCGGACACCCUGAAGACUUUAGGCAGCCACGUGUCCCAGCAGGUCUCUGCAGCCGUGGCUUUGCUCAGCCAGAAAGCUGAAAGCCAAGGUCUGUCCCUGGACACCUUGAAACAAGCCAAGCUACCUCACACAAGCAUCCCUUCCACCACCAGCUCGGUGUCCCCGGGGCUGCUGUCCUUCGCCCUGUGGCCGGAUGGGACAAGGGUGCUCCCAAACCGCAUCCCCGGUGCUUUGCUACCCCCGACCCCAAGCUCUGUGCUCUUCCAGAGCCCUUUCUCCACGGUGGCGUUAGACCCGUCUAAGAAAGGGGAAGGGAAGCCACCCAACGUGUCCCCGGUGGAUGUCAAACCCAAAGACGAGGCCACCCUCUACAGGCACAAGUGUCGGAGCAGAUUUGUCCGAGCCCAGCCAACCUAUGUCAAAGUGGAAGUUCCUGGUGCAUUUGGACGCGAGACCAUGUCCCCAGGCAUGGCACCUUUGCUGGCGGCCCAGCCAGGCCGCCAGGACAAGCCGCACGCCUGCACGCGGUGCGGGAAGAACUUCUCGUCAGCCAGUGCCCUCCAGAUUCAUGAGCGGACUCACACUGGGGAGAGGCCUUUCGUGUGUAACAUAUGUGGGCAAGCUUUCACCACCAAAGGCAACUUGAAGGUUCACUAUAUGACGCAUGGUGCCAAUAACAGCUCCGCGCGCCGCGGGAGGAAGCUGGCCAUGGAGAACACCAUGGCUCUUCUAGGAACAGACACAAAGAGGGUCCCAGAGGUGUUUCCCAAGGAAAUCAUGGCCCCUUCAGUGAACAUGGACCCUGUUGUGUGGAACCAGUACACCACCAUGCUCAACGGUGGUCUGGCCAUGAAGACCAACGAGAUCUCGGUGAUCCAGAGCGGAGGCACCCCAACUCUCCCGGUGUCCUUGGGUGCCAGCUCCGUUGUCAGCAAUACCAUCGUCUCCAAGAUCGAUGGCUCCCAGUCGGUUAGCAGCGACGUGGAAAAGCCGGGUGCUGCUGACAGUGUUCCCAAACACCAGUUCCCUCACUUCCUGGAGGAAAACAAGAUUGCGGUCAGCUAA